AUGGCCUCUAAAACGAGAAGCCAGCAAACUCUUUCCAUUGGACAUACCGAAAAGAAUGCCAUGGAAGAAGCUCUAGAUGAUGGUGUUCUGCGGCUCAGCAUGCGAUACCGCGAUUUUACGCUGUUUCUCGACUUGAAAGACCAAUAUCACAAGGAGUUCCUAACGCGGCUUACGGAACACACCGAACAGUUCGGAUUUGACUGGGGCACGUUGGAGCAAUCUAAGCAUGAGCGGAUGUCGUGUGCUGAGAGCUUUCUGGGCCGGUACGGGAUGCUGUAUUGGGGCAAGGAGGUGAACAGGGAGAGGUUCCUUAUGAAGGAUUCUCGAGCGGAUCCGGCCUCUCUUUGUAUCUAUCCGGAGAGGAAGAAGGAGAUCGUGCGCGUGAUUGAGAUGCUGCUGCAGAAGAAGGCUCGAAGCAUCCUCAAGGCUAAUAUGACUCCUCAAACACCGAGCGAUGCGCCUGCCAAAACGGUAUCUUCUUCGAGCCUUGUUCUUACCAAUGGAGUGGCAGGAAGUUUAUCGUCCAGUGUUGGCGAAAACAAUAACCAGCUAGGAAAAAGAAGGGCCCCCGAUGACCUCGAAGCCUCGCCAUCACGGCUCGGAGAUGCAGAUGCCAGGGCCAUUAGGCCAUUUAGCUCUAUCAGUGACACCGCGAGCAACACCAUGAGAAGACAGGGACCAGUUAGCCUGCAUGAGGCAUCGAGAAACGUGAACCGUGUUGAAUACUCUGGAACCCCGAAAACGGACUCAACGAUGACCCAUCUCUCAAGAAUCACCCCUGCAGACACAGCGCGGAUGCCCGAAGACACACUACAACAGCAGACAAAGUUCCUAGUAUCAGCCUCAACCCAGCCGAACAUGGCGCCUGUUUGGGUCCCCUUCCAGGUCUUCCAAUCGGCAGCAUCGUUCAUAGCACAUAUGGCGGAGGAAUGCAACAUCCACGAAUGGGAUCCUAGCGCUCAAUUGAACAAGGAGAUCUCAAAGUGGGACAGCAGUCCUCCAGCACCGCAAGCAGUUGUGGCGGCGUCCGUCAAGUUCGACUGGUCAGAGUUCUUCAUACGGGUACGCCAGGGCAGGGAUGACGACUGGGAAUUUGUGAUGCAGGAACUUCGCAAUUCAUGGAGAGUUAAACAAGGCGACGAUGGAAGCGAGGCUGGAAACCAGCGAUUCCACAUCCUUGUGAUGCUUCAUGUUGUCUCCUGA
Aspergillus lentulus is the source of this 1203-nucleotide messenger RNA. RefSeq lists its product as uncharacterized. NCBI's taxonomy places the organism in Eukaryota, Fungi, Ascomycota, Eurotiomycetes, Eurotiales, Aspergillaceae. The record is from RefSeq and is a predicted model, not a curated record.